Molecule: messenger RNA, 961 nt
Organism: Daucus carota subsp. sativus
Lineage: Eukaryota; Viridiplantae; Streptophyta; Magnoliopsida; Apiales; Apiaceae
Exons: 4
Coding region: 152-733 (193 amino acids)
Biological process (GO): termination of RNA polymerase II transcription
Cellular component (GO): nucleus; mRNA cleavage and polyadenylation specificity factor complex
Molecular function (GO): RNA polymerase II CTD heptapeptide repeat phosphatase activity
Source: RefSeq, a predicted model, not a curated record
GAAUCAGUUUUAGGCAACAGCCAACAAGAUGCUCUGACCUCCGUUGCCUGUGAAGGGGAAAAUCAAAAAACCUUGACACAAACACUAAACCCCUGUGUUCUAAAGAACAAAAACCCUAACCCCCAAAUUAGAAAUUCAAACCGAAGGGACAAUGACAAAGCGAUACGCGAUGGUGUGUUCAUCCAAUCAGAAUCGAAGCAUGGAGGCUCAUUUUGUUCUCAAACGCGAGGGUUUCGAUGUUGCGUCGUACGGAACAGGCGCUCACGUUAAGCUCCCUGGUCCCUCUAUCAGAGAACCAAAUGUCUACGAAUUUGGUACCCCUUAUAAACACAUGUUUGAUGAAUUGCGCCGUAAAGAUCCUGAAUUGUACAAACGUAAUGGUAUAUUGCCAAUGCUAAAGAGGAACCUUGGAGUGAAAACCGCUCCUCAACGCUGGCAAGAUAAUGCAGCUGAUGGUGUUUUUGAUGUUGUCAUUACGUUCGAGGAGAAGGUUUUUGAUAUGGUCAUGGAAGAUCUCAACAGCAGGGAUCACAUUCUUAUGAAACCUGUUCUAGUGAUCAACUUGGAAGUGAAAGACAAUCACGAGGAGGCAGCCACAGGAGGUCGUCUUACUCUAGUUUUGUGCCAAGAGCUUGAAGCAACUGAAAAUUGGGUGGAUAAAAUUGAUGAGAUAAUUUUCAAUUUCGAGAGGCAGCAUCGGCGGAAACUUGUGUACAGUAUCUCAUUCUACUGAAGUUGAAAAUGUACAUUCCGAAGUGGGUUUCUCCAGUUAAACAAGUUCCCAAACUUCUUCAGAAUCUCCGCGACUUACAACCUCUCAAGUCUGUUUGUAUGUAAUAUAAUUCGAGAAAUCAUUCAAUAUUUGUAGGAAUGGGAGAUGUCGAGAUAUUUGAAAUUUUCUACUUGGACAAAUGAACUUGGCAACUCCCCAUAUUCAUGCUAUUCAACAGUUAAACACUGA